Messenger RNA from Oryza sativa Japonica Group (Japanese rice), 2429 nucleotides. NCBI's taxonomy places the organism in Eukaryota, Viridiplantae, Streptophyta, Magnoliopsida, Poales, Poaceae. The record is from RefSeq and is a predicted model, not a curated record.
AAUGGGGUGCCCAUGCGGCCCUGCCCAAUAGCGUUGCUGUACCUUUCAGCUUUAUAAUCUCGCCCCUCGCGAGAGAGACUCCCCCCAUCCUGCAGACUCGCCCCACUCUCUUGCUCAGCUCCUCUUCAUCCAGUCCUCAAAACUCUCUCUGAUCUCUCUCUCUUGCUGAAAAUUCUCCGCACACUCCGGUGGGCUUAAGCGGUGGCGGCGUCUCGCCUGGGUGGGCGAGAUCCCUCUCUUGCUCGUCCGCAAGGUCGCUCCCCCUGCGAGUCCAAUCUACUGACGAGCUGGGAGGAGCAAAGGAGGGGGCAAUUGGAGCUCCGCUCGGUUCCAAUUCAGCCCCAAUUUUGAGCCCCCCGGCUGCGGGGUUCGGCCAGUUGAGACGCCAUGUAUCGGGUGAAGAGCGAGAGCGACUGCGAUAUGAUCCAUCAGGAGCAGAUGGACUCGCCGGUGGCCGACGACGGCAGCAGCGGGGGGUCGCCGCACCGCGGCGGCGGGCCCCCGCUGAAGAAGGGGCCAUGGACGUCGGCGGAGGACGCCAUCCUGGUGGACUACGUGAAGAAGCACGGCGAGGGGAACUGGAACGCGGUGCAGAAGAACACCGGGCUGUUCCGGUGCGGCAAGAGCUGCCGCCUCCGGUGGGCGAACCACCUGAGGCCCAACCUCAAGAAGGGGGCCUUCACCGCCGAGGAGGAGAGGCUCAUCAUCCAGCUCCACUCCAAGAUGGGGAACAAGUGGGCUCGGAUGGCCGCUCAUUUGCCAGGGCGCACUGAUAAUGAAAUAAAGAAUUACUGGAAUACUCGAAUAAAGAGAUGCCAGCGAGCUGGCCUACCCAUCUAUCCUACCAGCGUAUGCAAUCAAUCCUCAAAUGAAGAUCAGCAGUGCUCCAGUGAUUUUGACUGUGGCGAGAAUUUGUCAAACGAUCUUCUGAAUGCAAAUGGUCUUUACCUACCAGAUUUUACCUGUGACAAUUUCAUUGCUAAUUCAGAGGCUUUACCUUAUGCACCACAUCUUUCAGCCGUUUCUAUAAGCAAUCUCCUUGGCCAGAGCUUUGCAUCAAAAAGCUGUAGCUUCAUGGAUCAGGUAAACCAGACAGGGAUGCUAAAACAGUCUGAUGGUGUGCUUCCUGGAUUGAGCGAUACCAUCAACGGUGUGAUUUCCUCGGUGGAUCAAUUCUCAAAUGACUCUGAGAAGCUCAAGCAGGCUGUGGGUUUUGACUAUCUCCAUGAAGCCAACUCUACCAGCAAGAUUAUUGCACCUUUCGGGGGUGCACUUAAUGGCAGCCAUGCCUUUUUAAAUGGCAAUUUCUCUGCUUCUAGGCCCACAAGUGGUCCUUUGAAGAUGGAGCUCCCUUCACUCCAAGAUACUGAAUCUGAUCCAAACAGCUGGCUCAAGUACACUGUAGCUCCUGCGUUGCAGCCUACUGAGUUAGUUGAUCCCUACCUGCAGUCUCCAGCAGCAACCCCUUCAGUGAAAUCAGAGUGCGCGUCGCCAAGGAAUAGUGGCCUUUUGGAAGAGUUGAUUCAUGAAGCUCAGACCCUAAGAUCCGGGAAGAACCAACAGACAUCUGUGAUAAGUUCUAGUUCUUCUGUCGGUACGCCAUGUAAUACUACGGUUCUUAGCCCAGAGUUUGAUAUGUGUCAGGAAUACUGGGAAGAACAACAUCCUGGUCCAUUCCUCAAUGACUGUGCUCCUUUCAGUGGCAAUUCAUUCACUGAAUCCACCCCUCCUGUUAGCGCUGCAUCGCCUGACAUCUUUCAGCUCUCCAAAGUUUCCCCAGCACAAAGCACUUCAAUGGGAUCUGGAGAGCAAGUAAUGGGGCCUAAAUAUGAACCUGGGGACACUUCACCUCAUCCUGAAAACUUCAGGCCAGAUGCAUUGUUUUCUGGGAAUACAGCUGAUCCAUCAGUUUUCAACAAUGCCAUAGCAAUGCUUCUGGGCAAUGACUUGAGUAUCGAUUGCAGACCUGUUCUUGGCGACGGUAUCAUGUUCAAUUCUUCCUCGUGGAGCAACAUGCCACACGCCUGUGAAAUGUCAGAAUUCAAAUGAAUUCUGUAUUUGGUAUUUGCCAGACGCUACAGCAGAUUCUUGGUAUCGUUCUUGCUCAUUGUUUGGAUCAUAACUUGAGGAAGAUCUCGUCGGUUGUAAUUCUGCAUUGCUGACAGAGUCCUUGAUGGCAUGCAGGCACUAUCAGAUGUUCUCUUAUGCGACUAGCCCUUUUGUCCAAUAAAGUAGUGCAUGGAGAUAAGCCGGUUAAUUAUUGUUUUCUUUUUUGUAUUAGAGAACCCUUUUUGUCAUCUCUAUUGCCCGAAUUCUGUUGGAAAUUCGUCAUGUUUGUUUGAACAAUGUAAGACCAAUUAUUGCAUUUGUGGUGUACUAUCUUGUUGAGCAUUUACCACUUGCCAAUCAAUAGCAAUUUGUUACUACUA